Pangasianodon hypophthalmus (striped catfish) is the source of this 6529-nucleotide messenger RNA. It is a transcript of the gene rph3aa, whose product is annotated as rabphilin 3A homolog (mouse), a. Bases 4176 to 5870 code for a protein of 564 amino acids. Lineage: Eukaryota; Metazoa; Chordata; Actinopteri; Siluriformes; Pangasiidae. Gene Ontology annotation, molecular function: small GTPase binding. The record is from RefSeq and is a predicted model, not a curated record. Gene Ontology annotation, biological process: intracellular protein transport. Gene Ontology annotation, cellular component: membrane. The transcript has 16 exons.
CCUUGUUUCUGAUGUACAGACAUUAUUCCCCUUUCCCCUCACCCAAUCUCAGCAAUAUAUCUUACAGUAGAAAUGCGUGUGCACCACAGUGACCUUGUUUCUGACACAAAGGCUGAGAAAAAUGUGUCUCCCUUUUCCAAUACCCAAAUUCUCGACUCUUGGUAAGGCGUUGUCGUUAUUAAUGUUGUCCUCCCCCAACAAAAUAAAAAGUCACUGCUGUCACAAGCCUUGUACUCAUCCCAGGACUUUAAUUCACAAUAUACACACACUGAACAUCCUUUUAACACAUUUAUACACUGUAUGUAUACUGUAAUGGUUUAUAAUCCCGUUAUCCAGUAUCACCCAGAAGAGGAUGGGGUCCUCUCUUGUAAUCUCAGGGAUAUUCUUCUUCGCCUCUGGUUUGCUCAUUAAGGAUCAAAACCUACAUCCGGAUUUCUUUUAAGCUGCGUUGUGACAAGGUCUACUGUUAAAAGAGCUAUGCAAAUAAAUUUGGAUUGAAUUGAACUGAAUAUCCAGAUUAACACCAUGGUUUUUACUGUUAUGAUGAUUCAAGUCUCACUUGCCCUUUAUGCAGGCCGCAAUUCCCAAGCUCCACUGUCUGGCUAACAUCACCCUGCUGGGCAUCCUCCAUGCCACCACCAGGACCACCCAGCUAAUGGGCUAUGACAUCCCUGAGGUGUUUGACGGUCUCAUCUAAUUAACGAGCAGGCCUGACGUUUCUGUUUAUCGCCCCAUGCCGGUUUCUGUUUAGCCUGGCUUUUGUUAGGGGACUAAAUCAGUUCCUAAUAGCGCACAAAGAAUCCAGAGAAACAGGAUGCUUUGGACAAAAGUCCUUCAUUAGCUGUGCAGUGCUUCUGAGGCGGUAGGAGGUGCACUUUUUUUUUUUUUUUGCACUGAUGUUUGUGCUUCCAGGGAAAAUAAGAUGAAUUUAUAGAGCCCAAGUACUUCAUGGCAUUCUCUGCAGGUAAGCCUUGAUUCCUUUACCUGCAACACGACCAAUGUCAGUAAUGGGGCUAUAGGUCUGAGUACCGAAUAUGAAAAUACGAAAGGGGAUUAGAAUUUUAUCAACCAAAAGGCACCAAGCUAUAAUUAACACAUUUUUCUAAUCCAGGUUCCAGCAGGACUGAUUACUUCUUCCCUCUUUUGCACUGGUUACUCAGCAGAUUCAGAUAAAAAAAAAAACAACAAAUAGCACAACAACUCUGCAAUGCAGAGGCCCCAGCAGAGAGAUUGAAGACCUGUGCUCUAAAAUAAAUGAAAAUUAGAGGCAGGGUGCUGGUGGCAGCUUGUGUUUGGGUGAUACCUCAGGUUAUACGGUGCUCUUCUUCAUUCUGGUCACACUCCUCCAGCAUUUCAGAUUGUGUGACCCAAACACUGCAAUGCCCCUGAACUCGGAGGGUUACAGCCCCCGAGCCCUACACAAAAUGUUAAAGCAAGCAGAAAACAGGGACGUUUCUGAGAAGCUGAAUUUUGAAAAUUAGUUUGAGAACUUCUGAAUACUUUGCGUCGUCUUAUUUAUAUUCUAUAACUUUUUGUUUGUUUCUGACAAUACAACCUUCACAAAAUCAUUACUUACACUAAAACCCUUAGCUCCACACAGGGUUUUACUGAAUACACAGUAUUUCUUAGACAUCUCCAGGCUUAAUUAUGCCAGACUUUACUAUUCUAUUGAAUAAUUGCCACAAGGUGGCAAUAAAGCCAUGAUGCAUUAUCAGGGCCUUUGACUCCAGUUUUAAGUGAGGCUACUUAAUAGUGUGUGGGAAAAAAUUCUGCGGUAUUUAUAGCUACAUCUGGUAAUUCCCUGCAAAUACACCUGACUCAGCACAUUAGCUCAUUAGCAAGCCGUGGAUCGAAAGUGCUGGGAUAAUUAUCGGAACUGUGCUGACAUCUUUGUACCUGGGUGAAGAUGCAGGGAAAUGUUCAUGGCAGCAAAUCCACAGGACUGGAGCUAAAAUGUCAAGUUGAUACAGGUAUAUAGAGAAAAGAAGCGUGAUGUCAGGUAAAAUUGGGUCAAUUUUUGGCAUGUUAUCUAGAAUACAGACUGAUUUUCUAUUAAGCUAUUUCUGUCUCAUUCUGCAUUGAAAAGUAUGUAAUACAGCUGUGUUUCUGUUUUUCCCAGAUUGGUCUGAGUCUUCUUUUUUUUUUUAAUUAAAUUUUAUAGAUUUUUAUAUUCAAGUAAGUAUACACAUUUGCAUAUUCUUACAUUCAAAGGAAGAAGACCUUUAAUGCAAGUAACCAAAUGGUCCAAAGGUAUAUGUGUAGAGAAUAAUGCUAUUUCUGAAUAUGAUAUAAAUGUCAACUUUUAUUUCACUAGCCUCUAAUGAUUUUGGCUGUUUUUGUGACUCUCUGGCUGUUUUUUUUUUUUCCUUUCCACUCUUUUCUAAUGUCUUUGUGUCUCUGUUUCUUUCACUGCUGAAUGAUGGUUGUUGUGCGUAAUUGUAUCCAUAAACACUUUAUCUUAUUUAUUUUAUAUCCUUCUCCAGCUUUGUCUGCUCUCUGCUUUCCUGAUCUUGUUGUGUAUCGACUCGGCUACUCAAAGCAAAACUGCUUUAGAGGUUGAUCCUGACUGAACUUUUCCUGCCUUAAUAAAGUCAACAUUUGUUGACUCUCUUAAGUCCUUAAUGAAACACACUUCAGUAGGAAUAUGAACGUUUGAGCUUGCUAAUAAAGAACAUUGGUGACUUUGACUUCAUUUCUGUAAUAAGGAGGCCGUGCUGAAUGGGUUUGCAACCAUUUCACAAUUAAGUGAACAUAGCAUUCUGUUAUGUAGUAAAAUAGAGAUACAUAUAUGGCCAAAAGUUUGUGGACACCUAACUAUCACACCCAUAUGUGCUUUUUGAACAUCCCAUUCCAGAUGUGGUCCUCCCUUUGCUCUUAUAAUAAUCUCCAUUCUUCUGGGAAGGCUUGCCACUAGAUUUUAGAUUGUGGCUGUGGGGAUUUGUGCUUAUUUAGCUACAAGAGCAUUAGUGAAGUCGGGCAAUAAUGUUGGGCGAGAAGGCCUGCAGGCCACUCGAGAUCUUCCACAUGCAAACCAUGUCUCUAUGGACUUUGCUUUGUGCACAGGAGCAUUGUCAUGCUGGAACAGGUUUGGGACUCUUAGUUCCAGUGAAGGGAAACUGUAAUGCUCCAGCAUACAAAGACAUUCUGUACAAUUCUGUGCUUCCAACUUUGUGGCAACAGUUUGGUGAAGACUCACAUGGAUCUGAUGAUAUGGUGUCCACAAACUUUUGGCAAUGUAAUGUGUGUUUAGAGGGCAGCAGUGGCUCAGUGGUUAUGGCUUUGGGCUACUGAUAGGAAGGCUGAAAGUUUGAAUCCCAAUGUGAAAUCCACACUGCCACUAUUGAGUCCAUAAUGAAAAUGUUAUCCUCUCAGUUGCUAAGUUGUAACUAAGUUGCUUAGUGGUGGAUAGUGUUGAAAAUAAAUGUAGCCUAUGUUUUUUCAUUUUUCACCCCAAAUCUAAGAGGAAUUUAAGGAAAAACAUUGAUCUGUUUCAUAAAAGAAUGGUGGCUGAGUGCUUAAAGCUUUGAGCUCCUGAAUAAAAGGCUGUGAGGUUAAAUGCUAGCAUUGUCAAGCUGCCAUACUUGGGUCUUUGAGCAAGACCUGUAGCCCCUCAAGUGCUUGCUUGUAUCCUAUCUCAAACAUAAGUCAGCCAAAUGAAUAAAAUGUAACUAAGAUGUGGCGGCAGGGGGUGAAGUGUAAAUGGUCUCAUCUAUAUUUUUGCGUAAAUAGGCCCAUGUUAAUACCUAUUGGAUUCGUCAGUGAUUUUUGCAUCAUAGCAGUGGAAAAAAAGCAAUUACCUUAGAAAUCUUCUAACAAUAGCAAUUAAGAGCACUAUUAUUCACUGUAAAUCAUCUAUCAGGGAGAAAAAGCCUUUGUGCGCGGUAGGUAGGAGCUUUUGUGCUCAGCAACUCUGUGAUUUAAUGCAGGCGGCUGAGGAGGGGGUGGAGGUUUCUCUCUCUCUCUCUCUCUCUCUCUCUCUCUCUCUCUCUCUUUCUCUGUGAGCAGCAGUACAUUGAGGAGACAGUGUGUGCAGGAGACACAGAUAGGCGUUUAGCUCCUGCUGAAACAGGCAGAGUGAUCCCGCUCCUCUCCUCUCCUUUCCUCUCCUCUCCUGCGUCGGAACGCAGCACAGAUCAUCAGUCGUAAGGACAGGCUGACAGCUAUACACUGGCCAGAUGGAAUUCACUGGAGCUGAGGAGCUGACGGAUGAGGAGAAGGAAAUCAUCAACAGUGUGCUGGCCCGGGCCGAGCUAAUUGAGGCCAUGGAGCAGGAGCGGAUUGGACGUUUGGUCAAUCGGCUGGACACGAUAAAGAGGACGGCGUGCGGUGACGGCCACUCGCAAUGCCUGCUCUGCGGCCAGCAGUUCGGCUUGAUGGGAGUCAGCAUGGUCAUGUGUGAUGAGUGCAAGAAGCACAUAUGCACCAAGUGUGGCAUUCGGAGUAACAGUCGUUCCUGCCCUGUAUGGCUGUGCAAGAUAUGCAGUGAACACAAAGAGAUGUUGAAGCAGUCUGGUGCCUGGUUCUUCAAGGGGUUGCCACAGCAGAUCUUGCCUGCACCUUUACCCAUUUCGAAGCCGAAACAGUUCAGCACUGCAGGAGACCUACAUGCUCCAACUGAACCAUCAUCCCAACAGGGCACAACUGCUCAUUCAUAUGUCAACACACAGAAUGGAGCAGAAAUGAAGCCUCCUGAGCAAGAAGUGCUGCCUGUCAGUGCUCAGAUCAGUCAAACUCAAACUCAAUCGGGUGCAGAGAGACAGUCUAAUCUGACAGCAUGGAAAAAAGUAGAAUCUGUCAAGAGCGCCAGUCCUGUGCAGCCGUCUUAUCCGAGCUCACUAAUGCAGAAAGGAGUCCUUCAGAUGGAGAGUAGGACAAUACCUACUAUGCAGCCUCCAAACAGCACCCACACUCCUGCCACAGGCGAGGAGGUAGAGGACUACGACUCUGAUGAUGCCACCACACUGGGGAUGCUGGAGUUUAGCUUGCUCUAUGAGGAGGAAAACAACACUCUGCACUGCAAUAUCAUCAGAGCUAAGGGCCUCAAGCCAAUGGACUCCAAUGGCCUUGCUGAUCCAUAUGUCAAACUGCAUUUGCUUCCAGGUGCUAGCAAGUCUAACAAGCUACGCACAAAGACUCUGCGCAACACGUUGAACCCAGUUUGGAAUGAGACGCUGGUCUACCACGGCAUCACCAAUGAGGACAUGCAGAGAAAAACCCUCAGACUCUCUGUGAGCGAUGAAGACAAGUUUGGACAUAACGAGUUCAUUGGGGAAACCCGUGUGGUCCUGAAGAAGCUCAAAGUGAACCAGAAGAAGAACUUCAGUGUGUGUUUGGAGAGAGUUAUUCCGGUGAAGCGAACAGCUGCUGGAGGUGCAAUACGUGGUAUGGCAUUGUAUGAGGAGGAGAUAAACGAGGGUGAUGAUGCAGAGGAGAGAGGACGUAUUCUGGUGUCUCUCACCUACAACAGCCAGCAGAGUCAACUCAUUGUGGGUAUCGUCCGCUGUGCUCAUCUGGCUCCCAUGGAUGCCAAUGGCUACUCUGACCCUUAUGUCAAGAUUUCUCUGAAACCUGACAUGGGGAAGAAAGCGAAGAAUAAAACGCAGAUCAAGAAGAAGACCCUCAACCCUGAAUUUAAUGAGGAAUUCAGCUAUGAGAUCAAACACAGUGAACUAGCAAAGAAGACUUUGGAUAUCUCCGUCUGGGAUUAUGACAUGGGAAAAUCCAAUGAUUUCAUAGGAGGCUGCCAGCUUGGUAUCACAGCCAAAGGAGAAUGCCUGAAGCACUGGUACGAGUGCCUGAAGAACAAAGAUAAGAAGAUCGAACGCUGGCAUGUGCUGUUCAAUCAAAACAACAUCGAGGCUGAUGACUGAAAUACGCUGAUCUCCAUAUCCUAAUAGAUCUUACUUUGUGACUCCGUACGAUCCUGUCUUCCACCAUUCAUUUUCAUCCCUCUUAAAACUGCUCCUACUGUGCUAAUUAGCCUGACUUCAUGUACGAUAGUGCACUUCUUGCUUCAUGCUCUUACAACGAGCUAUUAUGUAAUUAGUGGUUUAGAUAAUCUUUAACUGUCUAACUGUAUUGAAUCUAAUCCACUAUUGCAAAGGAUGAUAAGAAAAACCGUGUUACAUUAGGUACUGAGAAAGUAAAUGUGACUUUAAAUGUGACGUAAUUACAGUAUUUUAAUUAUGAGCAUCUUCCCCUAAAUAAUUUUGACUUUAAUGACAAAUGACUGCUGUAAUAAAAUAGAUAAAAAUUCUGCACAGUAAGUGGUAUAACGUAUCAAGCUACAUCUUAUAUACAGGUUGUUGUAUAUUGAUAUUCCCAUAUAUUUUUCAAAAAUGUUCAGAUCCAAAAUUGUAUUUUACACUAUAGAAAAACAAUGAUGAAACUGAGUAAUAAUUGUUGACGUACCUGAGGGUGAUAUAUAUACUAUAUAUGCACUCACCAUCCACUUUAUUAGGAACACCUGCACAUUCAUGUAGUUAUCUAAUCAGCUAAUCAUGUGGCAGCAGCACAAUGCAAAGUAAUG